Ectocarpus sp. CCAP 1310/34 is the source of this 3854-nucleotide messenger RNA. NCBI's taxonomy places the organism in Eukaryota, Phaeophyceae, Ectocarpales, Ectocarpaceae. The record is from the annotation of a GenBank genome assembly.
AUGACCCAAGAGUGGAACCCGAACUACUACCACUUUACGGUGGAACAUCUUCCUCGGAUCACUGUGGCCUUGGAUAUCCUUCUCGAAAACCCAGAAAUCAAGAUCGCAAUGCAUUACUCCCAGCACGACAAACUGCAUAAGGGAGGCUUGUCCAAUGAGAUUGAAACUCAUAUGGAAAUGUUUGAGAUUCUGGGAAUCAGCAGAGACCGCGUCGUCUUAGCCAUGAAACAGAUGCAUGCAGAACUAGCGAUUGUGCCGACUAGUACUAUGUGCGGCGACCCGGAUGCUCACAUGGUCAACAUGCUCAGGAACAGAUUACUGCAGGGUCUUUUCCCGACCACGAACGGCGUUCCUCCUGCGCCAGCCCGCCCGGUGAUUGUGCUCGUUGUGCGCACCACAUUGCGGGGCCUGAAGAACAACGACGAGGUGAAAGAGGCUCUGAAGAUCAAUUUUCCGAGCUUCGACGUGGUGGAGUUCUUCGGCACAGAUCCCGUCCGAGACCAGCUCCUGACAUUCGCAAAAGCGUCCAUGGUCAUAGCUCCCCACGGGGCCGGGCUUGCUAACAUGAUCGUCGCGCCCCUGCACACCCCGGUGCUGGAAAUCGCCCCGUUAUCGUGCCCAUCCUGCUUCUUGAGACUCGCCUUGAAGCUUCACCACAUCUACGCUAGACAUCCCGGGGGCGAAUGGUCACAAGAGUGCCAUACAUGGUACGAGCCGGACAUCGAUGAAGUGGUCGACCUCGUAAGGGAUCUUCUCGAGGCGAAAGGCCAAGCAAACGAUGCCCUGGAACUCCCUGAAGCAACAGACAUCCAUCAAGAACAGCCGUAAUCUGUAUGGCCCACCACGGCCCGGCUUUGUUGCCUUUGUGAACCCAACGAAUUCCCGGGGGUAUUGACGAAGAGAGGCCAUCCUUUUGGUCUUCUUAUCGUAGAGGUCGCGUAUGUGCACACGGGGACGGAACGCCUCAGCUUUUCGCCGAUGCACAGGGACGGCUCUUUGAAACCUUCAGCCGAUUGGCAGACAAUUUGUUGCCUGAGGGACGAGGUCAUCUCCGGAUUCCUUGAAGGCAACUCAUCGUCCUCCUUCACGGCGAUGUUGGCCUCCUUGCAGAGAGGAAAAUCAAAAUGGAGUGGAUUUCCAAGUGUUCGAUGUAGGUCACCCACCUCUCUUUCAGCUCGUGUUGCUUAGGGCUUCGUGCGUGCUCAUAUAUGUGGUUUGUAUUUCCUUGAGUAGGAAUGACCGCGCUAUGCAGCUAGCCAAAAAAUAGGCCAACGCCCAACGAGUUAUAGUAUGCGGAGUCCCUCGAUACAGUUGUGAAUACGUGCGUGUUCUUCAUUUCGCAUCGGCCUGCCGUCCUAUCUCUUACCAGGACAAAAAACACGAAAACGUCUUCUAAUCGUCGGAUUGUGUGUGUGAUUCUGCAGUUAACAUGGACCAGAUUGUCGUGCUGACGAGUGAAAAGACAUAAUUCUGUAUUUCUUAAUAUAUCCAGGGUGUUUCGCCUGCUGAUGACCGAGGUUUUGUUUGAUCAAUAUGCUUUUUUGCGGGUUGUUCACUGACAGUUUAGUUCCUAUUGAGUAGUAGGAAUAUGACAUAUGCCGCCCUUCGGGCUCUUCAACUGUACUCUUUUCUUCGUUUUGUUAGAUGUACUGGUGCGGUUCCGUUGUCUGGGGCCCCCGUGUCGUUCGUGGCUUGCUGAGCGUGCUACAUGGGCUAGAUUUGCUUGGAUGGUGUGAGAAACGUUUUAUUGCUCGUCUUCACUCACACCCUACCCCUUGGGAAUGGCAGACCCAAGACCGUUUCCACCUCCUCGUGUGCCUGACGACGUGUUUAACGCACCGUCGUCUAGCUGGUAAUUUGUCGUGUGCAGGUGUGUUCUUGUCCUCUUUGUUGUGAAUCCUGGUUGCCUCUAUCCUGUUGUUGCUUGGUGUUGGGAUGGACCGUUCAUUUUUAUUUGAGGUACGCUUGUUCAGCGUUCCGUGCCAUGCUGAGGAGUCUACGUGGGAAGUGCUUGUUGACAUGAAUGCUCGCGGGAAGGACGGCCAACCCUUCUCGUUGUACGUUGAAGGCAUGUACAUCCCUAUUAUUAAUUACUCUUUUGGGGGGGGNGGGGGGGGGGGGGGGGGGGUCGGACUGCUUGAGUUCGGGCGGCAAGGUCGGAUAGGGUAGACUGAAACUUCGAGCGAAGUGUUGGUCAAUGAUUGAAUGACAAAGUUCCUUGCGUCGGCUCAGGUUUCGAUUUUGGGGAAAUCUUUUUCGCUUUCGUGCCCAACGUCGCUUGUGUUUUGUCGACGUUUUCGGUGGGUUAGUUUAGUUUUUCAGGGAGGGGGGUCUUCGCGCUUGGGGAUUUCCUGGGUUAUACGUUGUUUGGUGUUGCCUUGAACUCUUGCCAUAGCCUUGAAAAGAGUACGAAUUCGUAGGUAACGGCUGAGAGGCAGAACGGUGUUCGAAUUUUAUGACAUAGAUGUCCGUCGAUCCCCUUGUUGUGAAGGUCUUGACCCAUGCGUCCUUACGCCUAAUCACGCCCUCUGCCGCGAGUCUUUGCAGUAGACUGCCAUGGGUGUUGUCAGUGGGCAGCAAACAUAGAGCAGGUGUGGCAUGUGUGUCGAACCAGUAGAUAGCCUCGUCCCCCCAGGUGCAUUGGACGUACCGCGCCUUCCAGGGGUGAAGGAAUAACCUCAUGUUGCUUGUCUCUCCUCGAUCUAUUAUUGAGUCCCUCGUGCCCGCAAAGGCUUCGGCAUCUCGUUCGCUUCUCUUGAUUGGUUCAUGCGACGCUGCUGACAAACGCAAAGUCGUUUACAUUGGAAACAAUCCGUAUGCGCUUCGGUAGGUGCCAACGAUUCAUUUCCCGUCGUCGAUGCAUGCAUUGCAUGAUGCUUUUGGGUUCGACGAAAUGCUUGAGCUUGACAAGAGGAAGAUGCAAUUGGCACGUAAGGAUGGAACCUUUGUUCGGAUUCUUUGUCUGCAGCAUAGUGCUUCUUUCGGUCAGUAGGAGUACAUUCUCCUUCGACGCUUUACAUUUUCGUUCGGGGGCUGCCGUCGUACAGCCAAUAUUUUUUGGCGGAAAUCCCAGCAUUUCGCUAUCCUUGGAACUGCGAAAGCACCGACGAAGCAAGGCACACCACACAACGGCUCGUGACGGGCGAACCUCUUGAGGCUAACGAUGCGGCUGCAGCUUGUGAAUGAUCUGUCGGACACAUGUGUGGCAGGUCAAAAGAGUGGUAUAUUUAAUUUCUUCUCGUGGCGUUGAAUUCGCAUCCAAAAAACACUUUCUUCGGGGGGUUCCACGAUGAGCGACCGGCCGGCCCCGCUUAUUCACUGUACAAUGCUGUACAAAGGAACGCUGGCGGGUGUGGGCAUGGCAAAGGUUACCUGGUGCCAUCUGUGCUUUGUGGGAAGGUUUUCUUCUUCGGACGUCCGAGAUUGAGAAUGCACGGAGAUUAGUCUACCGAUACCUACGUCCUGGUUUCCACUACACGAAGUGUUUGAUUGUUUGUGAGCGAGCAGAUGUCUGCUACUGCUUUGGGCAGCCUCGAAGAUGUGGGCUGGUUGUGUGUAUUCAGACCAGCCCGGUGAAUGAGGACACAACAUGGAGACGUGCAUCCCGAGUCCCGUGCUACCUUCCUUUUUUGUUGUCAACAUCUAUAGUCUAGAGGGUUAGUGCACGCCCUGAAAUGAGGCACUGAGGAAUGACGCCGAGUCUGCGCCGCAGCGAGACUUUUUUCCCGAAAUGUGUCCAGGCGCCACAAGCACGAGAGUUGUAUUGCGUGUUUUUCACGUGUUCCCGGGAUUGAGAAGGAACCUUGUUGUGAGCCGUGCAGAAUAUCCACCUAAGUUCCCGUUGAGGUGUGUCC